This is a messenger RNA of Tarenaya hassleriana, 686 nucleotides long. RefSeq names its product early nodulin-like protein 3. Lineage: Eukaryota; Viridiplantae; Streptophyta; Magnoliopsida; Brassicales; Cleomaceae. Gene Ontology annotation, molecular function: electron transfer activity. Bases 61 to 639 code for a protein of 192 amino acids. The record is from RefSeq and is a predicted model, not a curated record. The transcript has a single exon. Gene Ontology annotation, cellular component: plasma membrane.
ACAGAGACUCCCCAUUACAACCCUCGCAGAACUCUCUCUCUCUCUCUCUCUCUCUCUAUCAUGGCUGGAAAAUCUCCAGAAGCUUCCUCAGUAUUAUUGUUCAUCUCCUUGUUGCUCUUGUUAACCGAUCUCACAAACUGUAGAGAGAUUCUGGUGGGAGGCAAAUCCAACGCAUGGAAAGUCCCUUCUUCCCCUGCAGAUUCUCUCAACCGAUGGGCCGAAAAGGCACGAUUUCACGUCGGAGAUACUCUGCUCUGGAAGUACGACGGAGAAAAGGACUCGGUUCUUCGGGUGACGAAAGAAGCCUACGUCACCUGCAACACGACAGAACCAGUCGCUAAGUUCAGCGGUGGCGAGACGAAGGUGAAGCUGGAGAGGCAUGGAGCUUUCUUCUUCAUCAGCGGCUCGAAGACUAACUGCGAACAAGGUGAGAAACUCUUCGUUGUGGUUAUGUCGCCAAGAAGCAGCCGUGGGUUUUUUGUCAGCGAGGCUCCAUCUCCUUCUCCGGUGGCGGCAGCGGCUGAGAUCAGAGCUCCGGCUGUUGCUCCGACCACCGGAGAUGCAGCUUCUUCCUUGGUUCGAGGUGGGGCUUUUACGGCGGUGUUGGUAGCUGUUGUAUUAAGGACUUUGUCAUCGUGAUUUUUUUUUUUAUCUUUUUGCUUUACAACCUGAGUUGUUCAUGGAUU